CCGGCCACGAGCGCCCAGCAGGGGGAACCCAGCGGCGUCGCGCGCGCGCGGAGCCACCCCGCUUAAAGCCCGCGCCGAGGCGGGCAGCGUCGGGCGCGCGCACCUCCGCGUGAAAAGAUCAGAUGACAACUAUCAAGCUCAGAGAAUAAAAUAUCAAAAAUAUUGUUUCGUAUAGAAGACCAUGAUAACUGUGAUCAAGAUAUUAUUGCAUCACUUUUUUUUCUGAUACAAUUCUUCUGCGGUCAAAUAGCUUUUUUUAAAUUGUGCUGCAGCUUGCAUUAAAUGUGCACACAGAGUGAGGAUCAGAAUAAAUUGUGAAGCAGUGCAGCAUUCCUUGUGAAGAAAACUUCUGAACAGUGGCAAACCAGGCGUUUUCCCCAGAGGCUGCUUUCCCUCAUGGGAGGCGGAGGGAGAGAUGGGACCCCAGGCUUCUUUCAAGGGCAAGCAGGAUACAAUGGGAAAGAACAAAAGAGAGUCCCUACAAACCUAUAGCUGGUGGAGAGGACCACAGAAAAAGCGAAAGAAAAAGAACAAAAUAAAAGCAGGAAGAACAGACUAUGUUAGUGUUGUUAAUCUUCCAAUCAGACCAGAUUUCUCAAUAGUUGUAGGAGAGCUAACUCCUGAAGUGGAUGAUUUUCAGCUCUAUGACUAUUUUGUGAAAAGGUACCCUACAUGCAUUGACUGCAAAAUAGCCACAGACCUACUGGGAUACUCCAGGGGGUAUGGCUUUGUCAGAUUUGGUGAACAAGGUGAUCAGAUGAGAGCACUGCAAGACUGCCAAAAUGCACCAGGUCUAGGUGGAAAACGAAUCCGACUGAGUAUAGGAAUUUCUAAAAGAAUGAAAGCAGACUUCCAGCGGUUUCAGUCCUAUAACUAUAAUGAUUAUUGUCAAGAUUAUCAGAACUACUACUCACAGUGGGGUUAUGAUCCUUAUGCUGAUUACAACUAUAGCUAUCCUUCCUAUGACAACAUGCAAGCUAUUGGAGAUUCUGCUAUAAGAGACUCAAUUGUGACUCCAGCUGUAUUUGAGGAGACCCCAAUUGUGGCUGAAAGUAAUGAUGAACUAAUAACUGAAGAUCCACAGCUCCAUCUGGAUAUUGAUGAAAUGAACAGAGAAUUUAUGGAGAGAAGUGAAGAACUCUAUGACUCACUCAUGAAUUGUCAUUGGCAGCCUCUGGAUACGGUCACCUCUGAAAUACCUACUGCUUUCUAAAAGUGUCUCUUUCAUGAAUAUAUAGCAUGACCGUUAUGACCAAGGUGCUAACAUUACAUUUCUUCUACAUUACUCUAGACCAUAAGUUUUAAAGCACAAGGAUGGGUUGUUGUUUUGCUAAGCUUUUGACAGCCUUUGUAAUUUUUGUUCAUCACUCUACUCAUGAAGCAUCUUGAAAUCAUGUAAAUAUUCUAGAAAUGUAAAGAGUUGACUAGAAUCUCAAGAUAGACUUGCUUGUGUAAAUAAAAACUCGUUUCUGCAAA
Molecule: messenger RNA, 1476 nt
Organism: Mauremys mutica (yellowpond turtle)
Lineage: Eukaryota; Metazoa; Chordata; Testudines; Geoemydidae
Product: tRNA selenocysteine 1-associated protein 1-like
Exons: 10
Coding region: 416-1213 (265 amino acids)
Molecular function (GO): RNA binding
Source: RefSeq, a predicted model, not a curated record